AAAUUCCAGGCCUGGACCCUUAAAAAUUACGGCGAGUCCGGCAAGACGAAAACCGUAACUCGAAACAAAUACCGGAAGAUCGUGAACAUCCUCAAAGGCUGUGAUUCCCUAUCCGGCGAGAACUCGAAACUUCGAUUCUGGGUUAAAGCCAAGGGAUUUAUGCUAGGA
Helobdella robusta is the source of this 168-nucleotide messenger RNA. RefSeq lists its product as hypothetical. The annotation marks the transcript as partial. Lineage: Eukaryota; Metazoa; Annelida; Clitellata; Rhynchobdellida; Glossiphoniidae. The transcript has a single exon. The record is from RefSeq and is a predicted model, not a curated record.